Messenger RNA from Penicillium griseofulvum, 1920 nucleotides. RefSeq names its product DUF3176 domain-containing protein. Lineage: Eukaryota; Fungi; Ascomycota; Eurotiomycetes; Eurotiales; Aspergillaceae. The record is from RefSeq and is a predicted model, not a curated record. The coding region runs from base 1 to 1920 and encodes 639 amino acids. The transcript is spliced from 3 exons.
AUGGCCUCGAGCAUAAACGGAACAGAUCCAUCAUACGAGCUAGCCCAGGCGACGAUAGAGGGAGAAUUUUAUCGUCACCCAUCAGUGAGUGAAGAUGAGGACCCUUCGUCCGCCAAUACUCCUGAAGCGGGGAGCGAUGGAGCAAAUAACGUGGACAAGCCCAGCAACCUAUCACAGUCAUUAUCUACUACAUUUAAUGACUGGUUUGUCUGGGAGGUACUAGGGUUGGUAACAUCAACAGGCGUUUUGAUCGCGUUGGCCACGGUGCUUGCGCAAUAUAAUCGAAAACCACAACCUAGCUGGCAAUAUAUGUCGCUAAAUUCUUUUAUUUCCUGGAUGAGCACUAUAUUUCGAGCCGGUAUCAUCAUUUCCAGCAGUGAAGCUUUGGGCCAGUUAAAGUGGAUAUGGUUUGCUCAAAAACGAGAAAGGCCGGUGCAGGAGCUUCGUGUGUACGACUCCGCUACAAGAGGGCCUUACGGGGCGAUGGAGCUUAUAUGGACAUUGAGGGCAAGACACUUCGCCGUCCUAGGUAGUCUUGCAGUUAUCCUGACUAUCGCCAUUGAUCCCUUUGCGCAGAACCUCGUCUACUACUAUCAAGACAUGGUUGACCACCCUUUUCACCAAGCUUUGCUCUCCAGAGCAGACAACUAUAGUGCUAGUGACCAGAAUUCAAUGAAUUUGCAGGCAGGCUCCGGUGUUGAUGUCGUCCUCAAAGCCAACGUCUACAACUCCCUCCUGAACAACGAUCCCCAAAAGCCAUGGGCAAUCCCGCAAUACUCAUGCCCGUCAGGAAACUGCACCUGGGAUCCAGUUGCCGCUUUGGAAGCCCGCGCUCUCUGCGCAGAUAUCACUAGCCUCCUCUCCAAGUCCUGCAUCAAGCCUGAGGAUAACUUUGGCAGCACAAAUUGCACUCUCAGUCUCCCUGGAAACCACACACAGGGGUCGUAUAUCGGUCCUGACGACGGACAUAAUUUGCACUCCGGCAGUGAAGAAAACAUGAUUUUCGUUGGCAGCGGUGUUGACACACCUGUGGCGAAGUCAAAUCGUGCAAAUACAACACUAGGCGUAGUGCAGUUCAUCGCCCGUCAAAGAGACAUCCCCCCAGAUUGGCUUCACGAGAUGGUGUCAUCGACGGAUGAUCUCGAAGCCACCGAAUGCACCAUCAUUCCAGUCGUGCGGAGCUUCCGACCUUCUGUCGAAAACAACGUGUAUAAGGAAGAGACACUCGCUACAUGGAAUCAAUCCAGCCUUAUACGCGGAGAUAAACUCGUUGCGCAUUACGAUCUCAUUCCACCCUGGGGUCCUGAGAUGGGGAUUGACCAGCCCAACCAGGUAUUCGGCUACAACGUCCUUUCCUCCCGUGUAGUUACAAGAUUUGUGGAGGAAAUUUUUACAGGCCGCCUGAGUAAGAGUGACAACACCCCAAACUACCUAGCAACCGCCCCGGACCCGAUAUAUGCAGGUCGCGACAUCCUCGUGGCGUUAGGGGAAGGCGACGUUGUCGGCUGUGGUGGUUAUCUCCCGUCGAGACUAAAUUGCACCAUGGAAAAUAUCGCUCAAGCAAUCUCAAAAAGCUUCCGAGACUCGCGCUAUAGGGUAAACGCAGAGGAUGAAUCCGGGAGAGCUGUCGGGCGUGUUCGGGUCAGCGUUACGCAUGUCGGGGUGCGGUGGCAGUGGAUUGUGCUUCUAACGCUCGUGUUGCUCUUGGGAAUACUAGUACUUGCUGGGACUUUAUGGAAGGCUCGACGAAGAUGCAUUCCCAGGUGGAAGAAUGACCCGUUGCCGCUGUUGUUUCUAUACAACGAUAUGACGGGUGAAAAGACCGGAGGCCUGGGCUUGCCGGUACAAGGAAGUCUCAGCCAUACUAUGGAUAUAAAAGCGAGGUUGGAUACGAGCGAUGGCCGGAUUCUGUUGCGGUAG